GUGUAGUCUACUGCGGAGAUUUUUGUAAAAAGGAAGAAGUUCUUCCAGAACGACUCCAAACCCCCGUACUAGUACCCCGUUUUAAGUGGAAUUCUUUGCUAUUUUUGCUGAAACAAUCACAGUCGGUAUCUCAACAUACUGAUUUUAUCAUUUUUACGUCUCACGAGCACGACCUCUGCGAGUUCACCUUCUUGUUCGGUAAAACGGCUCUCUUCAAUAUCCCGGGCAGGAUCAAAACCGAGACCGCAGAGCUACCACUAAACCCUUUCUUAUAAUUACGCAUCGGUUUUCAUUUUCUGCAUCUUGUAGUUCUUACGUCAAGCGUGGUUUUUACGCAAAUAAACAUCAGAAAAAACGGUUGCAGCAGGUCAAAAAGUAAUCUCAUAAUUUGUAACGAAGAAGAACAAACUCACCAUGAGAUCUCGUUUGAAGCAGUUGGCACUGUCGUGUGCCUUGUUUGCUACCAAUGAUUUGAAACUGAUCUUUGCCCAGGAGGAGGAGUUAUCAAAUGUAAAAAUGUCUGGGUCUGGAAGAUUUCGAGACUUGUCAUGCAGGUUUUGCAUGAGUCUUGAUGUCUGUGAUGCGUGCCCUAGCAUCACAGAUUUUUUGAGGGCUUCUUAAUGCCUAUUCAACAUUACAAAUGCCAUCUCCGCGUAGCAAAAAUCACAUUCCCUUUGCUGCUCAUGCAAUACAGAUUUUUUUGCGAUCCAAAUGCAGCAUCACAAGUUCCAAUCUUCCAGACCCAGACAUUUUUACAUUUGAUAGGAGUCUUCGGGAGACUCCGAGGGUCCGCCCCCGCCCCCGCCGGCGGAGGAAGAACCGCCGCCGCCCGAUAUCCUAUGUAAAAACGUCCCCAGCACCCCAUAGUCAUCAAGAUGGGAAAUCUGCUAGACAAAUCAACAAGUUUUGGUUUUUGUGCAUGACAAGUCUGGCCUCGUAGUGUCGUUCUGUAUGGAUUAGUUUCUCAGCAUUACAGAUGUAACCUAUCAUGCUGAUCCUAGCAUGACAAACUCCGAAAGAACACGACUAGAAAACUAUGCUUCUCAUGGGGCUCCGCAUGAGAAAUGUGUUCAGCAAAUGCAGACUUGCAUGACAAGCACUAUGGUCUUGUGGGGACGUUCUUACAUAGGAUACCCGAGGAGCCCCCGGUGGUGGAGGAACCCGAACCCGUCGUGGAGGCGGCGCCCCCACCGCCCCCACCCCCGCCGCCACCACCACCACCCGCGGCGGAGCCGGAGCCGGUGAUGCAAGAGGAGGUGCAUAUCCAACGGAAAAAGACGGGCAGGACAGAUUUGUGAUGCGAAAAUAAAUAUAGAGAAAAAUCUGUCAUGCGCGACCCUAUAGAACACACAAGAUAGAGAGAUUUGUUUGCGUAGGUAUUUUUGCAUUACAAAUGAUCUGCGCUGCUUGUCUUUUUCUGUGGCAUAGUGCAGAUCAUGGACAAGCUGGCACACGCAACGCAGGAACAGGAGAAGACAAGAGUAUAUUAAAGUGUUUUCGCAUGUAGAUUUUGCAUCACAGGAUGAGUUAGCCAUUCCGGCUGCGCAUGACAAGUUUCAUCUAUGUCCUUGCGCGUUCAUCUGGUCUACUUAUCGAAAAAUAUGUAAUUGAAAUUCCGCAUGAUGACAAAAAUAUAAAUUAGUUGCGCCGCUUGCUACGGGAAAAGGUGGAGGAAAAUCAGAAGAUGAAGAACGCGGGGCACCACUUAUGAAAAGAGAAAAAGCCAUAGAAGGACUGUGUUUAGUGCAUCAAACAGCAUGAAUACAUCAACAUGGUGCAAAAAAUUUUUUGCAAUGCGGAAUGCGCAUCACCAAACCUCGUCCGCGGGGUCGCUAUAGCUAUAGUUUUCUGUCAUGCUGUUUGUGCAUUAGACAAGCACAAGUUUCUCGAUCUUCCUCUCCAUACCCCUGGAUGGUCGGCAGUUGGCUGUACGGCGAUUUGGCGCACGGAAUUAUCCACGAGGAUCACCUGACUGCCCAUGGCUGCGCGGACCACUGGUAAUUUACUUGUUUACAACUUACACUACGGGCGGAGUUUCAGUUUGUCAUGCAUGAUGCGUUUUCAUGAAGGCGUUUGUGAUGCAUGAUCAACAUGCGAUGGAUAUAAAAUCUCACAACAGCGAAGCGAACAACGAGUGCUACCAUUGGGUGUACUACCUGGACUCGGGCCGGUGCGACCUGAAAGUGCUAUGGUGUUGGAAAAUUUGCUAGCAUGAGGAACGAAGAUUUUUCAUCCAGUUUGUCAUGCGAUAUUGCAUGCUGUUGCUGUUGUUCAAGAAUCUGUCAUGGGCGAAUGCACGACGUGCAUAGUACUAUGUUGCCAAUAAUUCACUCUUUUACCGUCGUCCUAUCCUUGGCAUUUGAUGCCUUGACAGAUUUUUUCCUCCUACAAAAGGAACUGCGUGAGAAAUAUGUUCGAUCGAAACACAAUGCUAGCAGAAUUUUUCUAAUCGAUAACUGAACGGUGGCGGUCACAAUGCCGAUGUGGAUCACAUGAUCGUGGGUAUAGAAGUUGUGUUGCAAUAAUUCAAGGUGAAGUUGUUGUCCUGUGCAUGACAAAAUCAACUCCCCUUGCAACCCUCCGCAUGACAAACACAAACUUCCAACAAAACAGGUCACGCCAAGCGGUUUUUGAACCUGAAGGCGAAGGGGUCGGGCACGGCGGAAUUGUGAGGAAAGUGCUAUUUGCAGCGCAUAGCAGCACAUCAUCAACUGCAGUUUUUGAAAUCAAAGCGACGGGAGCGGCGGGGAGAUGAAACCUUCUUCUCAGCUUUCGUCACAGGAGCUUUGACGAGAGUAAAAUGAACCUGUUUUUUUCGUACAGCCUUACAGUGAGGAACUACAUCAUCUUCUCGUACAACAACAGCAACCAGGAGAAAAAAAACCGACACGACCACUUCCUUUCAAUCAGAAGUAAAAUCUUCAACAGUUUAUUGCGACUAGUACUCGGAGUUCUUUUUGUACUAGCGUGAGCAGAAUGCUGUACUUGUUUUCGCCGAAGUAACAGUAUGACAAGCAACAAUCGGCGAUGAGGGUUUGUUGACACAAGCGGAGUAGUUUGGAACAGAGCUUGGUUGUGGAAAAUGAAGCUGUCGGAGAAUAUGAUGAAUGACGCACGUCAUCAUCAAGCCACAACCACUCGCUUCAUCUCAUCCUCAAGAAAAAAUCGCUGCGAUGUUGGAAGCGCGACCUGUCUUUAAUCCGGAAUAGAACAAUUGUCAAAUCAAUGGAAGACUGAAUGCUGCAGCUUUCCUGCAGCAGAUGCAGAGGGGAAAUUAUCUUCGGAGGAGGGAUUCGGAGGAGGUGAUUUCUGUCUCGGAUGGAGGAUAGGAGUUGCGCAUCUAAUAUCACCCUUGGACACUUUCACUUUAGCUUGUUCCUGAAACUUGUUCAAAAUACAACGCGGAAGAUUCAUAGUAUUUUGUGGAGCAGUUUCAGCCCCUUGCAUGUUUUUCUUUUGAAGUAUGUACGUUUGCGCAUUGUUUGAUAGAUACCCCAGCAGCUGCACAUGAAAUAUAAUACCAACCUUCUCAAUAAGUUCUUCGAGCCUCUAUUCUUGCAACCAACCCGUACCACGACGGAAAGUAACUCGUAUUUUCAACACGUGUGUCAAUACUACAAGUAAUGAGGGAAUAAAACAAUUUUAAAAACCUUGAAUAACAGUCGAAUCAUGUUGAUCUAAUUACACUCAGUCGAGAAGUGGCACCCCGAGGAGAUUUGCAAUUUCUCGUGCCAUAGCUGUGCUAUGCCUGUUUUGAUAGCCGACCUUCAGCGCAGUUUCGACUGACUGUGUGAACGGUAGGGAAGCGGAAAUCAUCAUCAUUCCACCAGUUGAUAGUCGUGCGAGUUCUUUUAUGUUCAAGGGUAGCGGCUGCGGCGCCUUACGUGCAGGAAGUACUACAGAGUUGUCGUGUUUGACUCUGACUCUGACUCAAAUUUGCGAUUAUGUUCGGUGAAGUUUUGAAAAACCACUAUAGUGCCUAGCUGCCGACUUCGGUUCUGUCACGAGCUUUCAGGUUCUGUUCGGUUGUGGUCUAGAUUUUUAUUCUUUCCAGCUGAGUUUUACUUUUAUUGGGAUUGACAUUGUGAUUAGUGGCCGAGGCUUACUGCGCGAAAGCGAGCGACUGGAGAGGGAUUUCACUGAGCGGCGCAGAUUUUCCACUAUCCAUGGACGAUAUUUAUUGCCGCGGUGCGAUUACUGUGAAAGAAUGCGAGAUGAAGGAUGGGCAUGGAGCGAAAGAAGCUUGAAUUCUAGAAGACGCACUUGCUUCACUCUGUUCGCAUUAGGAAAAGCAGAACUCACGUUUGGGUGACAUUUCAAGCAAAAUGAAACCGUUUUUUUUCUGUUCAGUAAACAGAACUCGACGUCGCACUAUUUUCAUUUUGCGAUUUGAUGCGCAGCAAGUAUGUAGCUGUGGUUACACAUUCGUGGCUUCCGAAAUGAUAAAAAAA
Molecule: messenger RNA, 4451 nt
Organism: Amoebophrya sp. A120
Lineage: Eukaryota; Dinophyceae; Syndiniales; Amoebophryaceae
Source: the annotation of a GenBank genome assembly